AUGGCUUUGAGCGCACGCACAGCUUCCAGAGCUCUAAGAGCAGUCAAGCCUUCAACGGCUCGCCCUUUUGCUUCUGUCCAAACAUGCAGCUACUCUUCCUCCUCCGAGCCGGAUCUCAAGGAGACCUUCAAGAGGGUACUUCCAGCGAAGCGUGAGCUUCUCAAAAAGGUCAAGGCACAUGCCGACAAGAAACUCGGAGAGGUCAAGGUAGAGAACACCUUGGGUGGCAUGAGAGGCCUCAAGGCUAUGGUGUGGGAAGGUUCUGUCCUCGAUGCCAACGAGGGCAUUCGUUUCCACGGUAAAACCAUCAAAGACUGUCAGAAAGAGCUACCCAAGGGCACAUCCGGCACAGAGAUGCUUCCUGAGGCCAUGUUUUGGCUUUUGCUCACCGGCGAAGUUCCCACCGUCGGUCAGACCCGUGCCCUUUCGCGAGAGCUCGCCGAGAAGGCUGGCAUUCCCAAAUUCGUAGAAAAGAUGCUCGAUGAUUUCCCCAAGGAUCUCCACCCAAUGACACAAUUCGCUUGCGCCGUGUCAGCACUCAAUUACGAAUCCAAGUUUGCCAAAGCUUACGAGAAGGGCAUCAACAAGGCCGAUUACUGGGAGCCUACCUUUGACGAUUCUAUCAGUCUUCUAGCCAAGCUGCCUACUAUCGCCGCAAAGAUUUACCAGAAUGCGUACCGCGGAGGAGGUGCGCUUCCCAAUGAAGUCGAUCUUAAUCAGGACUGGGCCUACAACUUCGCUGCUAUGUUGGGCAAAUCCGGGAAGGAGAAUGAAGGUUUCCAAGACCUCCUUCGUCUCUACCUCGCUCUUCACGGCGAUCACGAGGGCGGCAACGUCUCAGCACACGCUACUCACUUGGUUGGCAGCGCCCUCAGCGACCCAUUCCUCUCCUACUCUGCCGGUCUCCAAGGUCUGGCUGGGCCUCUCCAUGGUCUCGCAGCGCAAGAAGUGCUUCGUUUCAUUCUUGACAUGCAGAAGUCUGUGGGAACCAAGUUCACCGAGAGUGAUGUCACCAACCACCUGUGGAGCAUCCUCAAGUCGGGACGUGUCAUUCCUGGAUAUGGUCACGCUGUAUUAAGGAAGCCCGACCCGCGGUUCGAAGCACUUAUGGACUUUGCCGAUGCUCGACCGGAAAUCGCGGCGGAUCCCGUAUACCAGCUCGUGAAGAAGAACUCCGAGGUCGCCCCUGGUGUUCUCACAGAACACGGAAAGACCAAGAACCCGUACCCUAACGUCGAUUCGUCUUCUGGUGUGCUUUUCCACCACUACGGAUUCAAAGAGACUCUUUACUACACUGCAACCUUCGGUGUCAGCCGUGGUCUAGGUCCGCUCGCACAACUGGUGUGGGACAGGGCGCUGGGUCUGCCUAUCGAGCGCCCCAAGAGCAUCAACUUGCAGGGCAUUUUGAACCAGGUCGGCGCAUAG
This is a messenger RNA of Periconia digitata, 1425 nucleotides long. Lineage: Eukaryota; Fungi; Ascomycota; Dothideomycetes; Pleosporales; Periconiaceae. The record is from the annotation of a GenBank genome assembly.